Messenger RNA from Baudoinia panamericana UAMH 10762, 399 nucleotides. RefSeq lists its product as uncharacterized. NCBI's taxonomy places the organism in Eukaryota, Fungi, Ascomycota, Dothideomycetes, Mycosphaerellales, Teratosphaeriaceae. The coding region runs from base 89 to 301 and encodes 70 amino acids. The record is from RefSeq and is a predicted model, not a curated record. The transcript has a single exon.
CGAUAGCAGUCCUUGUUCGAAUACACUGCUGUGGAAGCGGCGGCUUCUAUCGCCGAACAACGCCGAGAUUCCACAAGCCUGGUACCGGAUGCUCUAUGGCAGACUGUACGGCGCCAGCAAGAGCGACUAUGCGCUGAUCUGUGCACCUAUUCGCACCGGCUGCACACCUCGGCCCCAGCAAUGGUUAGCACACAACGGUCAUCGAGUCCAUUGUCGGCUAUCACCAUAUUACCAGCUCGUCUCACAAACCCGCAGCCGAGCUUCCACGGGAGGUCCAAUCCACGUCAAACCUACUUUCUAGUGACAGAAUGACGGUCUGUAAAAUUCUUGAAUUCGGAGACAGACAAGUCAUGCUCUGAGGAGAAUCAUUCAACGUGCCAUGUCCGGUUACAGCUACGC